Tripterygium wilfordii is the source of this 1815-nucleotide messenger RNA. RefSeq names its product F-box/LRR-repeat protein At1g67190-like. Bases 401 to 1660 code for a protein of 419 amino acids. The record is from RefSeq and is a predicted model, not a curated record. NCBI's taxonomy places the organism in Eukaryota, Viridiplantae, Streptophyta, Magnoliopsida, Celastrales, Celastraceae. The transcript has 2 exons. Gene Ontology annotation, molecular function: protein binding.
UUACCGCCUCUGCCUUACUGGGUAGGUCUAUGCCCAGUACCCGUUCGAUUCAAAUGGUGGAUUUGGGCGUGGAUGAUGGACCCACUAUCAUUUCCCCAACUCUAAUCAUCAUCGCUUCUCUGUAAACACUUAUUCGUCAUUACAAUCUCUCCAAGGGUGGCGGAUCUUCACUUGACUCACUCCUUUGUCUCCCUUAUGUGAUUCUCCAGUGGAGCUUUGCUCAUUCCCUGUCUUUUUGAUGUUUGGAAUUUUUUUUCUCCACAAUGGCCUCCAUUGUUCAUGUUGAACUGUGAGGGAUUCAUUCUCAUUUUCUUCUUUUAUCGAGGACCUUCUCAAGUUUUUUGGUGGUCUUUUGUGAGAAUCUAUAUACUGAAUACUAGGGCCUCAUGGUUCUUGUGUGAUGGAGAACCUUCCUGUUGAAUUCAUUGGGAACAUACUGUCUCGGCUUGGAGGUGCCCGAGAUAUUGUGAUAGCCUCUGCAACAUGUAAAAAAUGGAGAGAGGCUUACUGCCGAAGCCUUCAUACACUUUCUUUCAAUUCUAAUGAUUGGUCAGGUUAUCAUGAUCUCACAGCUAGCCGUAUAGAAAUAUUGAUCACUCGAACAAUAUUCCAGACCACAGGUUUGCAAGGCCUCUCGAUUUUAAUGGAUGAUGUUGAUGAGUUUUCGGCUUCAACGGUUAUCGCAUGGCUCAUGUACACCCGACAAACCUUGAGACGUUUGAUCUAUAAUGUUCAAACUACUCCAAAUGUAAACAUUCUCGAGAUUUGUGGGAGGCAGAAGCUGGAGAUGUUGGAGCUGUCACGCAAUUCAAUCACUGGGGUUGAACCUAAUUUUCAGCGAUUCCCUUGCUUGAAAUCCCUUUCUUUGAGUUAUGUCAGUGUUUCAGCAUUGGAUUUAAGUCUUUUGCUCACUGCGUGCCCAAAGGUUGAGAUUGUGGAACUCAUAAGCCCAGAGAUAGCAGUUUCAGAUGCACAAGUGACAGUUGAACUGAGUAGUCCAACUUUAAAGAGUAUUUAUGUUGAAGCAAUCAGUUUGGACAAGUUCAUAUUGGAGGCCGACAAUAUUGAGUUUUUGCAUUUGAAGGAUUGUACCCUUGAACUUUUUGAGCUUAUUGGAAAGGGGACCUUGAAACAUUUCAAGAUUGAUGAAGUAAGUGUCAUACAUCUUGAUGUCGGUGAUGCUGCUGAUAAUCUUGAGGUUGUGGAAAUCAGCAACUUCACUAUUAUCUGGCCAAAGUUCUACCAAAUGAUCUCAAAAUCUGCCAAGUUAAGGACUCUCCGGCUUUGGGACGUUGUAUUUGAUGUUGAGGAUGAGAUUGUGGAUUUGGAAACAAUUGCUGUCUGUUUUCCUCAACUGAGCCAUCUCUCAUUGAGCUAUGACUUGAGAGAUGGUGUGCUUCACUAUGGUUUGCAAGGCUCUUCCAGCUUGGAGAAUGUGACAGUGUUGGAGCUUGGAUGGACUGUGAUUAACGAUCUUUUCUCAGAUUGGGUCGAGGGGCAUCUGAAACGUUGCCCAAAUGUUAAGAAGUUGAUCAUUCAUGGGGUUGUUUCAGAGGCCAAAACCCAUGAAGAAUGCCAGACAUUGGCCGAUUUUACCUCAUCAAUUGUUCAGAUCAUGAGGCGAUACAUGCAAGUAGAUGUGCAAUUUGAGUUUGAGUAGACAUUCUGGCAAUGCAAUGGUUGAAGUGCAAGCUUUAUUUCACAGUAUGAAAUUGUUCUGUAAGCAUGCUUGCAGGUAAAUUACUGCUCGUAUGGCUUGACAUUCUUUUCAAAGUGCUCUGGAAAUUAUUAAUGAAGUCUCUGCUUUUGAACUGA